UUCGAGCCAAAAAGCAAAUAAAGACUUGGUUGAAUGAGUUACAGUUCGAAGCAUUCAGCUAUGGCGAAGAGACCACAUGUGAGAGCUUCUCUGAUCUUCCUCAUCCUCAUCUUGCUUACAGCUUUUGGAGUGAUUGUUCCAGUGUUUGCUCUUCUUCCUUCACUGAAUUCCCACUCCCACCGUCUCUUCCGCCAUCACCUAGAUCAUUCCGAGCUCAAGAAGGUUCAUACUAGAAAAUUUGAGAUUGACGAUGACAUGUUUUGGAAAGAUGGCAAGCCAUUCCAGAUUAUUGGUGGCGACAUACAUUAUUUCCGAACUCUUCCUGAGUACUGGGAAGAUAGACUGCUUAGAGCAAAGGCAUUGGGCUUAAACACGAUCCAAACUUACAUCCCCUGGAAUCUGCAUGAGCCACAACCGGGAAAUUUCACGUUUAGUGGGAUUGCAGACAUAGUGUCGUUUAUCCAACUCUGUCAGAAGCUAGAUUUUCUAGUUUUGCUCCGGGCAGGGCCUUAUAUAUGUGCAGAGUGGGAUUUAGGGGGUUUUCCAGCUUGGUUGCUUACCAGAAAGCCAGCUCCUACACUAAGAUCCUCAGAUCCUGGCUACCUCCAAUGGGUUGAAAGAUGGUGGGGGGUUAUUCUUCCGAAGGUAGCUCCUCUUCUUUACAACAAUGGAGGCCCUAUUAUAAUGGUCCAGAUUGAAAAUGAAUUUGGCUCAUAUGGAGAUGAUCAAGCUUACCUUCACCAUUUGGUUAAGUUGGCGAGAGGCCAUCUUGGGAAUGAAGUAAUACUGUAUACUACAGAUGGAGGUUCUAGGGAAACUCUUGAGAAAGGAACCAUUCGUGGGGAUGCUGUCUUUUCAGCUGUUGACUUUUCUACUGGUGAAAGGCCUUGGCCUAUUUUUAAUUUACAGAAGGAGUUCAACGCCCCUGGAAAAUCUCCACCUCUUUCUGCAGAGUUCUAUACUGGCUGGCUUACACAUUGGGGAGAAAAUAUUGCAACAACUGAUGCCGACUCUACAGCAGCUGCGUUGAGAGAAAUUUUGGCUGGGCAAGGGUCUGCCGUGCUUUAUAUGGCUCAUGGUGGAACAAAUUUUGGAUUUUAUAAUGGAGCAAAUACAGGUGAUAGUGCGUUGGAUUACAAGCCUGAUCUUACUUCUUAUGAUUAUGAUGCCCCAAUUAAGGAAUCUGGCGACAUUGACAAUGCUAAAUAUGAUGCGAUUCGAAGAGUUAUACAGCGCUAUAGUGGAGCAUUGCUUCCAUCAGCUCCUUCUAAUAUUGAAAAGAUAGGUUAUGGACCGAUUUACUUGCAGAAAAGUGCAUUUUUUUUUGAUCUGAUCCAUAUGAUAGAUUCUGUUGAUGUGUUUAUAUCUGAAGAACCACUGUCAAUGGAAUCUGUGGAUCAGAGCUUUGGAUUUUUAUUAUAUGCGACCAAGUAUGUGGCCAAGGACAAUGAAGAUGGACACGUUUUAUUUAUACCCAAGGUGCAUGAUCGAGCACAAGUGUUCCUUUCUUGCUCUUCUACAAACAAGGGUGUGCGGCCAGCUUCUGUUGGCAUUAUUGAGAGGUGGUCAAACCGGCGACUUAACCUGCCAAAUACGAGAUGUGACUCAAAUAACUUAUAUAUUUUGGUUGAAAACAUGGGUCGCAUAAACUAUGGACGCUACUUGUUUGACAAGAAGGGUAUCUUAUCAUCCGUUUAUUUGGACGACAAUAUUUUAUAUGGAUGGAAAAUGAUCCCAAUCCCUUUCAACAACCUCAAUGAGAUUCCGAGAGUCGAUUCUUUCUCUCAUAUUGCUCGUUCUGUACACAACAAAAUCACAGCAAAGAGAGGUUUAGAAGUCAAGCAUGAUAACAUCUCGAGCGAACCAACACUUUACACCGGUUAUUUCUACGUUGACAAAGUGAACCUCAGAAAAGAUACAUUCUUAUCAUUUGCUGGCUGGACUAAAGGGAUUGCAUUAGUGAAUGACUUUAAUCUCGGAAGAUUUUGGCCGGUUGUAGGGCCACAAUGCAGCCUAUAUGUUCCUGCUCCGAUUCUUCGCGUUGGGAAGAAUGUACUGGUGAUUGUUGAGUUAGAAUCUCCAAAUGGCGAGGGUGUUGUACAUUCUGUUGAUCGGCCAGACUUCUCCUGUGGGGAUUCUUCCAACUCCAAUUUAUCUCAGCUUUUAACCCACCAACACUCUCCUCACCUUCGAACUUCACAGCAAAGGCAUAGCCUUAAAAGCAGCCUUGAAAACUGAGGGACAUAUGUAUUUACAUGAAUAAUUUUUCUACAAUUGGGAUUGUAUCAAUUUUUUUUUUAAGACUGUUCUUGAAUAUUAUUUGGAAAGGAAAAAAACAAAAAAAAUUGUAAGAGUUUAUUUGAGCAAGAAUUUUCGAUUUUGGA
Molecule: messenger RNA, 2384 nt
Organism: Cucurbita maxima (winter squash)
Lineage: Eukaryota; Viridiplantae; Streptophyta; Magnoliopsida; Cucurbitales; Cucurbitaceae
Product: beta-galactosidase 17
Exons: 19
Coding region: 34-2238 (734 amino acids)
Biological process (GO): carbohydrate metabolic process
Cellular component (GO): vacuole
Molecular function (GO): beta-galactosidase activity
Source: RefSeq, a predicted model, not a curated record